GUGUGUGUUGCGGAGCUGUGACCCUCUCACUGCAUCUGUGUUUUGUUAAUUCCACACCUCUGAACAGUAUGGCGGAUAAGGCCGUAACUAUCCGAACCCGAAAGUUCAUGACCAACAGGCUUCUUUCCAGAAAGCAAUUCAUUGUUGAUGUUCUUCAUCCAGGGAGAGCAAAUGUUUCCAAGUCUGAGCUUAAGGAGAAGUUGGGAAGAAUGUACGAAGUGAAAGACCCUAACACUGUAUUUGUCUUCAAAUUCCGAACACAUUUUGGAGGUGGUAAAUCCACUGGUUUUGGAUUGAUUUAUGAUUCAGUGGACAAUGCAAAGAAGUAUGAGCCCAAGUACAGACUUAUCAGGAACGGUCUUGACACUAAAGUAGAAAAGUCAAGGAAACAAAUGAAGGAGAGAAAGAAUAGGGCUAAGAAGAUUCGUGGAGUGAAGAAGACCAAGGCUUCUGAUGCUGCUAAGGCUGGGAAAAAGAAAUAAGUUUUGAUACGUUGUAUUUCAAUUUUAAGGUUAUUUUGGUUUCCGUCUUUUGUAAUAGCUAUUUAAUCUUAGGCUAGGCUUACAGAAUGAGAUAUUUCAGUGCAAGUGUUGAUCCUUUUUUUAAUUUAUGUUCGGUUAUAACUGGAGACUUUGAGCACUAGCGAUGAACAAUUUUGAGAACUCAUGUUUAUCUUUUGCUUUCAAAUAUAGUAGAUUCGAGCUAGAGAGUUACUAUGCUGCGUGAA
Abrus precatorius (Indian licorice) is the source of this 727-nucleotide messenger RNA. RefSeq names its product 40S ribosomal protein S24-1. The coding region runs from base 69 to 482 and encodes 137 amino acids. Gene Ontology annotation, biological process: translation. The transcript has 5 exons. NCBI's taxonomy places the organism in Eukaryota, Viridiplantae, Streptophyta, Magnoliopsida, Fabales, Fabaceae. Gene Ontology annotation, molecular function: structural constituent of ribosome. Gene Ontology annotation, cellular component: ribosome. The record is from RefSeq and is a predicted model, not a curated record.